This is a messenger RNA of Peniophora sp. CBMAI 1063, 131 nucleotides long. The record is from the annotation of a GenBank genome assembly. Lineage: Eukaryota; Fungi; Basidiomycota; Agaricomycetes; Russulales; Peniophoraceae.
UGCACCCGCGCAACAACCUCGACGACCUUGGCACCUUCCAACUCUUUGGCAUCGGCAGUCCGCUCGGCAUCUACUACUACCUGGCAGCAGCAGCAGCAGCACCCUCCACCAUCUAUUCUCGGCGCGCUUGA